GGGAAAAUGACCCAAAACUCAGACCAGCUUUUUGAACCACCCUGUACUCCCUUCAAGUCAACAAGUGCAUCUGCCAAACAGCAACCCCCUUAGCAACCGGACCGCUUGUUUUGUUUGCCCCUUAGCAACCACGCCAAACAUGUAGUGUUGUUGUGAAAAGUACAUGUUAUUGUCGAGAUAUAAAGAACUUUUAUUUCAAAUCUUUAUCAACGUGUAUAUUGUACACUCUUAAUCAGAAACAUAAGCCACUUGCCUCCCCAAGCUUGGUGAAAAUGUUCCGCAACGAGUACAACCUUGCGAUGGAGCGAGACUCGGGCAGCGUAUCGUCCGUGUCCUCCUUCCAGGUGGACGAUCUGAUGGAAAAGCUGAAGCUGCUGAACUACGAGCGGCUCCUGCUGAAGGAGAUGAAGAUGAAGCAAAUCAAUCGCUACUACUUCCUGCGCUCCUUCAACCCGGGCGAACAGUUUUUCAUGUUCACCUCGAUCUGUGCCUGGCUGAUACGCAAGAUCGGCAAAACGUUCGACCAGCCGCAGGAGUUUGACGACCCGAACAUUGUCAUAUCGCGCAUCAUCAAGGUGCUCCAGGAGAUGGAUGUACCGACCGACUUUCAGACGAACCGGCUCAUUCAGGGCGCCGGCCCCAUCUGCGUCUACAUCAUGGACUGUCUGGCCACGCAGGCACUCAAGCUCACCAAGUUCCAGAUGAAGCGGCCCGAGUGUCGCAAGGAAGACGACCCGAUGGUCGACCUGAUCGAGAACGAUUCCGAAAUCAUACUGGAGAAGGUGGAAGAGGAACAGAUGGCCGGUGGCAGUGACGACAGUGAUGACGAGCGGAACGGACUCUUCGAUCUGAGCUUCUCCGAUCCGGCCCGGUCGGGUGUUGGUGUGCGGAAGGAGACACGCGAGUACAAGGUGGAUUCCCUGUCGGACAGUGAGGCGUGGCGUUUGGAGCUGGAACGCGUACUGCCGCAGCUGAAGGUGGUCGUAAAGACGGACCCACGUGACUGGAGGGCUCAUCUGGAGCAGAUGAGAAAUUUGCGAAACAACAUCGACUCGGCAACGGAGGAAACAGACAGCCAGCUAUCGAAACUACAGUCCGACAUUAGCUACGUGAUGGAGAAGAUCGAAAGCCGCGAAAAGCACCUGAACAACGAUCUGAAGGAUUUGAUCGCCCAGUACAAGGAGAUCCUGAUCGAGCACAACCAAACGACUGCCCAGAUCAAGCAGGCCGAGCAGGAGCGGACCGAGCACGAGCACGAGCUGUCGAAGAUUACGAACGAGCUGGAGAACGUGAAGAUUCAGAUGGAGCAGCGUGGCAAUUCGAUGACGGAUGGCAGUCCACUGAUCAACAUCAAGAAGGCGAUCUUUCGCAUCAAGGAGGAGCUGUGCGAAAUGGACAUCAAGAUUGGCGUGAUGGAGCAAUCGCUCAACUCGGAGAUCGUUCGGCAAGGGACGCAGUACGCGGAGCUGGACUCGCUCGUAAUGGCGGCUCACUGAGAGAGAAAAAAAAACAC
Molecule: messenger RNA, 1513 nt
Organism: Anopheles coluzzii
Lineage: Eukaryota; Metazoa; Arthropoda; Insecta; Diptera; Culicidae
Gene: IFT57
Product: intraflagellar transport protein 57 homolog
Exons: 4
Coding region: 273-1496 (407 amino acids)
Biological process (GO): non-motile cilium assembly; intraciliary transport
Cellular component (GO): Golgi apparatus; cilium; centrosome
Source: RefSeq, a predicted model, not a curated record